Messenger RNA from Poecile atricapillus (Black-capped chickadee), 1135 nucleotides. Its product is annotated as zinc finger protein 239-like. The record is from RefSeq and is a predicted model, not a curated record. Gene Ontology annotation, molecular function: DNA-binding transcription activator activity, RNA polymerase II-specific; RNA polymerase II cis-regulatory region sequence-specific DNA binding. The annotation marks the transcript as partial. Gene Ontology annotation, biological process: regulation of transcription by RNA polymerase II. Lineage: Eukaryota; Metazoa; Chordata; Aves; Passeriformes; Paridae. The transcript is spliced from 3 exons. Gene Ontology annotation, cellular component: nucleus.
GUGGCUCGGAAGGCGCGUUUGGCCGUGCGGGGAAGCGCUUGGAGAAAACUUUUGCGUCCGAACAGUGUCUGAUUUUUCAUUCCCAAACCUUGGCCAGAUGGAGAAGGAGGCUGCGAGGAAGAGGAAGAUCUCCCAGGACACCCAGGCAGACAAGGAGCUGAGGAUGGAGACCAGGGAGGAAAAAUCCCCACAGCAGAACCUCAUGGAAGAGGCUGAUUUGAGCAGCUCCACAGCGCAGGAAUGCAAAGGGGAGGAAAAUCCCCAGAGAUCCUGCAGGAGGAGGGGCUCCAAACCCAUCCCAGGGUGCUCUGAGGAGGAAAGACCCACCCUGUGGCGGGAAGUCGGCCAGAGAUCCAGCCAGGGCUCUGAGCUGGUGGUCCAUGAGCAGCUUCAGGAUGGGGAGAAGCCCUACAAGUGCUUGGAGUGUGGGAAGAGCUUCAGCCGGAGCAACCGCCUGAUCCGCCACCAGAUGAUCCACACUGGGGAAUGGGCCUAUCAGUGUAGGGAAUGUAGGAAGGGCUUCAGCUGCAGCUCUGAACUCAUCCGUCACCAGCGCAUCCACACUGGGGAGAGGCCCUACGAGUGUCCUGAGUGUGGGAAGAGGUUUCAGACCAGCUCCAAUCUCCUCAGGCACCAGCGGAUUCACACAGAUGAGAGGCCCUUCCGCUGCCCCGACUGUGGGAAGGGCUUCAAGCACAACUCCACCCUCAUCAGGCACCGGCGCAUCCACACUGGGGAGAGGCCCUACGAGUGUGGGGAAUGUGGGAAGAGCUUUAUCCACAGCAAGAGCCUGAUCUUCCAUCAGAGGACUCACACUGGGGAGAGACCCUAUGAGUGUGGGGAGUGUGGGAUGACCUUCAGCCAGAGGUCCCAACUGACCAUCCACCAGAUGAUCCACACUGGGGAGAGGCCCUACGAGUGUCCUGAGUGUGGGAAGAGGUUUCAGACCAGCUCCACUCUCCUACAGCACCAGCUGAUUCACACGGAUGAGAGGCCCUUCUGCUGCCCUGACUGUGGGGAGGGCUUCAAGCACAACUCCACCCUCAUCAGGCACCGGCGCAUCCACACUGGGGAGAGACCCUAUGAGUGUCCCCAGUGUGGGAAGAGCUUCAGCCAGAGAUCUACCUUGACCCAA